This is a messenger RNA of Cydia strobilella, 2299 nucleotides long. RefSeq names its product pancreatic triacylglycerol lipase. The transcript has 11 exons. The record is from RefSeq and is a predicted model, not a curated record. Lineage: Eukaryota; Metazoa; Arthropoda; Insecta; Lepidoptera; Tortricidae. Gene Ontology annotation, molecular function: triacylglycerol lipase activity. Gene Ontology annotation, biological process: lipid catabolic process. Bases 91 to 1659 code for a protein of 522 amino acids.
GCGGUCGCAUCUCAUUCAACGAUACACGCUCGAAAUAAUUAGUUCAAACCAAUCGCGUCUCGAUAACACACGUGCUGUGAAGUGAUCAAAAUGUUCAAUAAAAGUAUGUCGCUUAUGGUGCAGACCAUAUUGGUCUUGAUGGAGAAGCAGAAUUCUACUGGAGUUCAGAUUAGUGUUAAUGAUGAUAUGGAUUUGGAGCGAUGCUACGAGUCGUUCGGGUGCUUUUCGAAGGCGUAUCCUUGGACGGAACAUCGGCCUGACAACUACUUCCCCGAGUCUCCUCAAUCUAUGCGCAUAAGAUAUCCAGUGUUUACCAGACGGAACAGGAAGAUACCAGUGUUACUAGAAGCUGACAACGUGGAAAAAGUACGCAACGCGAAUCUGGACCCCAGAGGACCUUUCUAUCUGAUCUCCCACGGGUUUUUGGAAGGUGGUGAUAAGAAAUGGAUCCAAAACAUGGCGGACGCCUUACUGAACCUAGUAGGCAACGAGGCUGCAACAGUCCUUGUGGUUGACUGGCGUGGAGGCUCUCAGCCGCCUUACGGACAGGCAGUGGCCAAUAUCAGGCUUAUUGGCGCCAUGACAGCUCAUCUCGUCCACGACAUUAAGGAAGUGUUGGGGCUGCAGAAUUUAGACAGCUUCCACUUCAUCGGACAUUCUCUAGGCGCGCAUUUGGGCGGUUACUGCGGGCACGCAUUACAAAAGAAAUUUAACUUGAAGCUAGGAAGAAUAACAGGCCUGGAUCCCGCUGCGCCGUACUUCAGUAAGACCGUGACGCUGGUGCGACUAGACCGGUCGGACGCGAAGUACGUCGAUAUCAUACACAGUAACGCCAUGCCGUUGUAUUAUGCCGGUCUGGGUAUGUCCGAGGCCAUAGGCCACGUGGACUUCUACCCGAACGGCGGCGUCAUCCAGCCGGGCUGCAAGAAGGUCGACAACCACGUGACCACGCUCAACGACGACAUGUACAAGUGGAUGGUGAAGUCGGUGGGCUGCAACCACGAGAGAAGCUACGAGUUUUUCACUGAGAGCAUCUCGCCGUCGUGUCCGUUUAUGUUCAUACAGUGCGAGUCUUAUGAGGCAUUCCUGGCCGGCAACUGUACUUCAUGCAGUCAAACACAACUGUGUAUCCCGAUGGGAUACCAUUCAUACAAGGCGUACAAGGAACUGCUGGAUCGAGAGCUUGUUGACACAAUCUCGAACGUCGCGCUGUACGGAAAAACUGGAAGCAAAAAACCUUAUUGCAGAGUGCAUUACGAAGUGGUGCUGAAGGUGUCCAACUCGACGGCCAGCAGAACGCACGGACCCGAUGUGGGAAGAGUGCAGAUCACUCUUAUAGACAGAAAUAACAACAAGAGCAAUCACAAGUUCUUGGAUGAGGAACAGAAAUACUACAAACCUGGCGACAUAGACAAGCAGAUGGUGGCGGUGAGGGACACAGGUCUGCCGCCGCUGUCGGUCAUGGUGGAGUGGAAGUACGAGACCAACCUGUUCAACCCAAUCACGUGGCGGCUGCUCAAAUCCCCCAGCGUCUACGUCGAGUACCUCAAACUGUCUUCUAUUGAAUACAAUACUGAUAUCACCGUGUGUCCAAAAAUGAAUAAACCAGUGGUUGCAAACCUACCUUCUGUGAUGAAAACUAAAUAUUGUAGAUUUUAAGCUGUAACACAGCUUUGAACAUUACAUAUUUAAAGAUCUCACUCAAAAGGUGCAGUUCUAUUAAAAUUCUCAUAUUUCUUUAGAACAAUAUAACAAUUCUCUGGCACACCCACUUUGUCAGUAAAAACAUGCGGCAAAUAAAAAAAAAAGUAGGCGUAAAGUGUUGACUUCCCAUAGAAAAUUUGAAUUUCGCGCCUUUUUUACUAACAAAGUGGGUGUGUUUGAGUAUCGUUUAAGCUUGGCCGGAGGGACAUGUCACAAGCAUUCUAUUUAUUGCAACAAUUUUACUUAGCAAAUAAGGUCGAUUUCAAGCAAUCUUUUUAUAGUAAUUCAUUAUUGCCAGGUGAGGCUUUUUUUGAAGUUACCGCAUUUUUUGUGACAUGAUUCGCUGACCAGUGUCGGUAUUCAAUGUGAAUAAAAUUCAUGCAUUGGAUUAUUGUGUGAGCAUAAUUUUUAAUAAUUAUUGUUAUCUACAUGUUUAGAGAUAAUAUCGGUUUUCAAUGCAAAAUCUAUACUGAAAGUAUUUAUAAAGUAUUUAUGGAUAAUUUUUAGAUUUUAUCUUUAAUUAGUCAUACCUAGUUUAAUUAACACCAUUAAUGAUAAUUACUUUACUUUUCUAUUUUAUAUAAAAUUAUGUCAG